AAUUAUACUCGAACCCGUUUGAACUAUGUCUUCUUUGUGUUGAGCGCAGACUGCGUAUUGCCCUGAACUUUGAAUUACAAUGGAGUCAAAGAAAGGCUCCGGCACGGUUGAAGUGCGCUCGGCCACCACCGACAUUUCAGUAUACGAUCAAGAAGGUCCAACACCCCGGCGAAUGACACAACGCAUUCGUGAUUCUGUAGAAUUGAGAAGGAAUUCCGGAUCUAGUUUGAGUCCAGAAGUAAUAAGGUCGACGACUUCAGUCUCCUGCGUAACUCGCCAAGCCUCGGAAGAUGACUGUGCGAAGCAGAGAUUCAUUGUUUGGGCUGCUGUCAAACGAAAUAGAUCAAUUCGAAUGGCAGCGAGUGACAGAUUGAGGUGUCCAUUGGUACGAUGCGGUGAACAGUUUGGCGAUCACGAGACCAUGCUUAGGCAUCUGAGCCGUUGUCGACAUCUUGAGACGGGAGAGUAUCUCUGCUAUGAUUGCAUGAGAGUCGAAAGAUUCAACGACGGGAAAUGCAAGUGCUGUCUUGGUCAUCAAACGAAACGAAGGCGAAUUAUCAACGCAGCGAAGAAGGUCUUCUCAACUCUUGGACAUAAACCACGGAGAGCUGGCUCAUCUGAAAUUGGCCAAGAUGAGUUUAUGAUACCGCCUCCUCCAAGCUAUGAGUCUCUCGACAUCGAAUCGAAUCAAGAUGAGGAUCAAGAGUUGCAGCUUCCUAUCGAACCGGAGAUCAGCGGUAAUCCGAUUAGUGAGAUGGAUGCGCAGACAAUGUUCCCCGUUGAGCUCGCGUCUAUAAACUACGAACCACAACAGGAUAUUUCCCAACCGCUCAACGAUUUCGAUGCUCCGGUUCCAGUGGUGUCCCAUUUUGUGACGCCGCCACUACCUGGCCAUAGCCUGCAAAAUCUUGUGAACAACAACGGGAGCCGACCAUCAUUAACACUUGAUACUCACAAUACGGGGCGCCCGAACAAAGUCCCGCGAACAACAUUCCUCUCACCAAGUUCUUCAUUGCGUUCAAACAACAGUUCGCAGGGUAUUAUUUCUCCUCUUAGUGCAGCAUCAGGGUUAUGGGCUAAUGAGUCAUCCAUCGAUACGACCCUGGCAUCGCCCAUCACCCCGUUCAGUUCGGAUGCCGAGUCUAGUUCGUUGUCCCGAGAGAAUAGCUGCAAAUUCCCCAAGGAUUUCCGGCUACCGUCUCUACUCUCAAGCUGGAACGAUCAGCCAUACAAGAGUAGGUCGAUUGAACACACGGGUUUGGCUACUUCGGACAGUAGCUUUACUCUAAAUAACGUGUCUGAGCUCCCUGGCGACAUGCCGCUUAACAUGGCGUUGCCCAGAAGCUGGGGUGUUGAGCCACUCACAUUCUCUCUUGAUCCUAAAGAUAACUAUUCAUGGUCCUCUACUGUCGACACUCAAGUCAAUGUCUUGUUUACCGGAAACAACGAUGAUCCGAACAUGGAAAGCGAGGAAUUUAAUUGCGAUGCGCGGACUUUGGUCAGUCAUACUUGGGAAACCUUAAAGGAGCAAAUGACGUUUUCGAUGCCCAAUGUUGCGCAUAUCAACAACUCCCUGGCUCGACAACUCGAGAUGUUCUCACCAAAGGAUAUGAUUCUGAGAGGCCUGAAAGGUCUGCAACGCAUCUUAUGUGGUACAGACCUUAAUGACCCUCUCGAUUACCUCUGUUUUGUUCAUCUGAUUUAUGCGUUCUCCUUUGUUAUCCAUGAGGAAGAUGUAUCGACACGUAUUGAUGAGCUGUUCAAGCAGGCCCUGGCAUAUCGAAAUUUCUUGCCAGCGCGAGAUCGGGAUUCUUACUCUGCUUUGGUUACUGCAAUCUGGGAACCUAGGGAAUUGGAAACCUCUAACAGCCAACUGGGCCGCUCAUCAAGCUUGAAAGGAAAAGAGCUAGAAUUGCGUGACAAUACACCCAUUCCUUUUAAAUCUGAUCCACUAGUCGCUGUGGCCCAGAACUUUUUAGAUGAUCUCGAAACGUCGUUGCUUGGUGGGAAUAACACCACACGUCCCCUUGAAACUAUGACUUCGGAGCUUUACUCGAUUCACAUCGCCGAAACGGGGCCAACUACUCAGCUAAACAACGAUGCUUUUUCUAUCACGGUGAACUACAUUAUCCAGGUGCUCAGUCAAAAGUUCGGGCCGUUGAGCAAAGACCUUGUACCAAAACUGAGAGCUGUUGGGCAAAAGGUUACCAGUGGCUAUGUGACUACGAUUCGUUGUCUUGAAUUGGAGUUACUCCAAGCCGGGAAAAACGCCCUACCUGCGCUAGAGCUGUUUCAAGAUUAUAUCCCACAAGUCAGAGGUCUCUGUGAUCCUAUAUACAGCCAGCGCGGGUCAAACCCUAGAUCAAAUUAUCAGAGACUCGGAGUCGCUCUGGUCGAGUCUUUGGUACAGAAUAUCGACGCUCAAACUACACCAGUCAUAAAUCUUUCAACUUCAGAUCAAGUGCAUGACAGUACAUCGGACUUCAGCCUAGAUUUACCAGAUGACCCUGAUUUUGUGGCAGCAUUUUUGAAAGAUUUUGACAACAGUGCAUUGGCUGGCGAGAAUUUUAUUGACCCUACAACAACAUCACUGGAGCAAACAGAUUAUGGUUCCAAAAGGGACACAUCACACAUAAUACCCACUGCAACAGGAAUCCUAGGGACGGACCAUACUACCGUCGAUCCCCAAAGUCUAAAUCACACGGGCUCCGAGACAGAAAAUAGUAUUUUAAGCAGGCCAGAGAAGACAAUCGCAUAUGAACACAAAACCAUACACCAAAACGACGUGUUCACAGCCGCACCCACCUCUGUGCCAUCACAAAAGGAGGAGAGCAGCGCUUCAACACCAGCGGAAGGCAACACCUCAGGACCGAGGACUGAAGCGAAUGACUGCUGCGAAAUCUGUGGUUACCGCCCCAAGGGCGACCCGCAGUGGUUUAAAGGUUCAAUGGCAAAGCACAAGAAAUUGCAGCACUCGAAAGAGCCGCCCAAGAUCUACAGAUGCAAGUUUCCGGGCUGCACUAGCGCCUACAAGAACAGACCGGACAACCUUCGACAGCACCAGAUAGAGAAGGAUCAUUUUGUGGAGGGCGAGGGAAACCAAAAAAGGCCUACAAAAAGAAAGAAGCCGGAUGAUGAUUAAGGAUACAGUCGAUAGGAAACUCAGGGCUGUGUAGGAUUUAAUGCAUAGCGGGAUAAUGGGCUGGCGUUGAAGGUGGUUUCAUUAAGAGAAAGAAAGAUGAAGACAUUGGGACAGGUUUUGUAUGGGAAGAUACCAUUUGCAUAACUACUUUUAGAUUUGGAUCUGGGUUAGUCACUAGGAUCGCGCACAGGAAGCAUACACGCCAGCGUGUUUAUAUGUGUGUUUUUGAUAUUCUCAAAUGUCCAACCUUCUCAGACACAAAUACAGUAUUGAUUCAAUGAUUCGUAGUAUUUCCCUUCUUGCAUCGCCCCGGAAUCUUGCAUCGCCAUAAAGUCUCUUGUCCUGGAGACCUCACACUACCGUUGAACGAACGAGGU
Truncatella angustata is the source of this 3519-nucleotide messenger RNA. RefSeq lists its product as uncharacterized. The transcript is spliced from 3 exons. Lineage: Eukaryota; Fungi; Ascomycota; Sordariomycetes; Amphisphaeriales; Sporocadaceae. The record is from RefSeq and is a predicted model, not a curated record. The coding region runs from base 80 to 3142 and encodes 1020 amino acids.